Molecule: messenger RNA, 2580 nt
Organism: Callorhinchus milii (elephant shark)
Lineage: Eukaryota; Metazoa; Chordata; Chondrichthyes; Chimaeriformes; Callorhinchidae
Gene: ttc7b
Product: tetratricopeptide repeat domain 7B
Exons: 20
Coding region: 28-2562 (844 amino acids)
Biological process (GO): phosphatidylinositol phosphate biosynthetic process; protein localization to plasma membrane
Cellular component (GO): plasma membrane
Molecular function (GO): protein binding
Source: RefSeq, a predicted model, not a curated record
GGGACGGGGACGGGGACGGAGCGGGAAAUGGCGGCCAAGAAGUCGGGGUCGCGGUUGGAGACGGAGAUCGAGCGCUGCCGCAACGAGUGUCUGUGGGAGAGGAUCCCGGAGCUGAUCAAACAGCUCUCCGCCAAACUCCUGGCGAACGAUGACCUGCCUGAGCUGUUGCUGGGGGAGGCGAAGCUGGAACAUUACCUGAAGGAAAACCCCAUCAAGCCGGACUCCAGCCCCCAGGGGCCGCGCAUGAAGCUGAUCGAGGUGAAGAAACACUUGACGGCGGCUCUCGAUCGCGGCAAUUUAAAGCUUGAGUUCAUUCAGGAAGCCAACCUGAUCUUGGCCAAGUUUCACUACGUGGAGGGUGACUACAGUGAGGCCCUGAGCCUGUACAGUAAGGUGGUGCUGGACAACAUGCAGCUGAUGGCGGUGCCCGUCUACAGGCUCCGGAUCAUGGCCGAGGCUUACGCCACAAAAGGUUUGUGUCUGGAGAAGCUGUUGGAAGGGUCAUCACGAAGCACUGAGCAGCAGUUGGAGCAGGAACAAGAGAUCAUUGCGUGCUACGAGAAGGCUGGGGACAUUGCUCUGCUUUACUUACAGGAGACUGAGAGGGUGCUGAACACUAACAUCCAGAACAGGAGCCCGAAGCCAGGCUCGUCCUUCCAGGAACAGGAGCUGGGAUUCUUCCUGGAGACCGGGCUGCAGAGAGCGCACGUCAUUUACUUCAAAAACGGAAACUUGACCAGGGGAGUCGGGCGUUUCCGAGAGAUCCUGAGAGCGGUGGAGACCAGGACAACCCAGAACCUGCGGAUGACGAUCGCCCGGCAGCUGGCAGAGAUCCUGCUACGGGGAAUGUGUGAGCAGAGUUACUGGAACCCGCUGGAAGAUCCCCCCCAGCACUCCCCGCUGGAUGACCCUUCACAGCAAUGCUGCAACCUGAAGCCGCGAGCCAUCACCCGGAAGCCCAGAGUGUACAUGGGAGACAGCAUUUUCUGUCCUCAGGAAAAUACCGAGGAGGCGCUGUUACUGUUGCUCAUCAGCGAGUCCAUGGCUAACAGGGACGCAGUGCUGAGCAGAAUCCCGGAGCACAACAGCGACCGUCUGGUCAGCUUGCAAAGCGCUUCCAUCGUCUACGAUCUCCUGACCAUCGCCCUGGGCAGACGAGGGCAAUACGAAAUGCUGUCCGAGUGUUUGGAGCGAGCCAUGAAGUUUACAUUCGAGGAGUUUCAUCUCUGGUACCAGUUUGCAUUGUCGCUGAUGGCUGCUGGCAAGUCUACUCGAGCCGUCAGGGUGCUGAGAGAGUGCAUCAGGCUGAAACCAGACGAUCCCACGAUUCCACUCCUCGCUUCCAAGUUAUGCAUUGGACCUCUUCACUGGCUGGAGGAAGGGGAGCGAUUUGCUGAGAUGGUGACUGACAUGAGUGAGAAAGCGUCUGAGUUCCGAGCCAAGGGUUACCUGGCUGUGGGGCUGGCCUACAGCCUCCAAGCCACAGACGCAACGUUGAGAGGAGUUCAAGAAAGUUUACAGAAAAAGGCACUUGGAGCGUUUCAGAGGGCUCACAGUUUAUCUCCGACAGAUCACCUGGCUGCCUUCUAUCUGUCUCUGCAGCUUGCCAUAUCACGGCAGAUCCCCGAGGCGCUGGGCUACGUGCGUCAAGCUCUCCAGCUUCAGGGGGAUGAUGUUAACUCUCUACACCUCCUGGCAUUGCUGCUGUCAGCACAGAAACACUACCAUGAUGCCGUGAACAUCAUCGACAUGGCACUGAGCGAGUACCCGGAGAACUUCAUAUUGCUCUUUACGAAGGUGAAGCUGGAAUCGAUGUGCAGGGGCCCUGAUGAAGCACUUCUCACCUGUAAACACAUGCUGCAGAUCUGGAAAUCCUGCUACAACCUGACGAACCCCAGUGAUUCUGGCCGAGGAAGCAGCCUGUUGGAUAGAGUUAUAGCUGACCGACGGAACCUGAACACCAUCACCCUGCCCGACUUCAGUGACCCCGAGACAGGAUCCAUACACGCCACCUCAAUCGCAGCCUCCAGGGUGGAGCAGGCACUGUCGGAGGUGGCCUCCUCACUACAGAGCAGCAUGCCCAGACAGGGCCCUAUGCAUCCCUGGAUGACCCUCGCCCAGAUCUGGCUGCACGCAGCCGAGGUGUACAUUGGUAUCGGGAAGCCUGCGGAGGCCACGGCCUGUAUCCAGGAGGCUGCCAACCUCUUCCCCACCUCCCACAACGUGCUGUUCAUGCGCGGACAAGUGGCUGAACUCCGAGGAAACAUAGAGGAGGCCAAGCGCUGGUACGAGGAGGCUCUGUCCAUCAGCCCCACACACGUUAGGACCAUGCAGAGACUGGGGCUGGUGUUACACCAGCUGGGACGGUACAGCCUGGCCGAGAAGGUGCUACGGGACGCCGUGCAGGUCAACUCCACGGCACACGAGGUGUGGAACAACCUGGGCGAGGUCCUGCAAGCACAGGGCAACCACCACGCAGCCACGGAGUGCUUCCUCACCGCCCUGGAACUCGAGGCCAGCAGCCCCGUCGUCCCCUUCACCAUCAUCCCCAGGACACUGUGAGCCGGGCCGGGCCGGGCU